This is a messenger RNA of Colossoma macropomum (tambaqui), 1261 nucleotides long. It is a transcript of the gene lyve1a, whose product is annotated as lymphatic vessel endothelial hyaluronic receptor 1a. Gene Ontology annotation, molecular function: hyaluronic acid binding; transmembrane signaling receptor activity. Gene Ontology annotation, cellular component: plasma membrane. The record is from RefSeq and is a predicted model, not a curated record. Lineage: Eukaryota; Metazoa; Chordata; Actinopteri; Characiformes; Serrasalmidae. The transcript has 6 exons. The coding region runs from base 136 to 1047 and encodes 303 amino acids. Gene Ontology annotation, biological process: cell adhesion.
UGAAAUAACCGCCCCCUUCACUCACCCUCCCUGCAUCCCUGGGGGCGGAUAGCCUCUCUAUAACCUCCUCUCUUGGCACUCGGACACGCACAUCAUUUCAUCUCGGAGAACUCGGAGUGAAGCGACUCCUCCAUCAUGGCCAAAGUCAAGAUGCUGGCGCUACUCUUGGCGAGCUUCAUCUCAUCCGCUGUGCUUAUUGAUAUCAGCAAGAUCACAGUGUUCCCCAAACACGGCAGCAUCUCGGGAGUAUUCCAUGCAUCACUCCCAGGCAGCUAUGCCUUCAACGCAUCUACAGCCAGAGAUGUGUGUGAACAGCUGGGUGUGACGAUAGCAGAUAAGGCGCAGGUGCUCCGUGCUUCUACACAUGGCUUCGAAACAUGCAGGUUUGGAUGGAUAGAUGAACAAAUUGCUGUUGUUCCAAGGAUUCAAGCCAAUGAAGUGUGUGGUAAAGGAAAAGUUGGGGUCAUCCCAUGGCGGGCUGGUCUCAGUACAAAGUUUGAUGUCUUCUGUUUCAAUUCAACAGAUUUUGAAGCUCAAGCUCAAGCAGCCACAACACAAGUCCAUAAGACCACAAGUGGGACACCUACACCACACAUGUCUACAGGUGGAGUUCGUCUACAACGGGCAAAAACUACCCACUCUGCUUCAUCCGCCUCUUCGUCUGAUGUCCAGUCCACCUUUCCUGGGUCCUCUCGCUCUCUGAUCUACCAAGAGGACGAGGAAAAAGCCCAGGCCUUAGGUGGCACAAAGCCCAACAUUGGAGUCGUCCCAACCGCUUUGCUCAUCACAACCAUCUUCACGUUCCUACUGGCUGCCAUGGUUGCUGUUUGGUACUUCAAAAUGAACAGGUCCUGCACAGGCCUGUGGGAUGGGAAGGAGCAGAAGGAGUGCAUAGAGACCGAGGUCUGGGACGAAUGCAGCACAAAAGGUGUGAAAGAGUCCCGAACUGAGCCGGAAAACAACCCUGAGGACGCAGAUGAUGUCAGUGUGACCAUGAACGAUGAGACUGAUAGCGAAAAUGAGAGCAAAAGCAGAGCGACUUCAUAACCAGCCACUACAGACCACCACUCUGAGAAACUGCUUGUAUGGCCACUUUAAAAUAGCAUGAUGCAAAUGUAUUUAUUUAUUCGACGUUUCUUAUGUAGUUUUUGUCUGUGAUAUAUUUUACAAUGUUUAUAAAUCUGAUUAAACUUUUUUUAACAGAAUGUAUUGCUUUUUUUAAUAAAGCUGCCUUUCACUGGCUAAUACUGGAGGUGUGCCA